AUGAGCAGCAUCACACCUGUGGACGGCAAUGAAGCGGACUUCAUGGACUACCACAUUGAAAUCGCCAACUAUGUGUCUGGCCCCCAAAUUCAGCAGUCCAACAUCUUGAUACGCACCCAAGACGGCAUUGUUGCAAAAGGUGUUGAGGACAUCUACAAGGAGCUAAAAGAGAAGGGGGUGAAGAUCGGGGGACCGGAGGAUAUCGGCGGAUAUCGCUAUCCCUUUCGCUUUGCUACGCCCGCACAGGCCAUGAAUGCCAUGACACUCUACUAUGGCUACGAAAGCUUCACGGGCUCGGAUACCACCUGGCCAUCAGAGAGGUAUAAGUCUUCAUUCAAGCUGCGCCUCCGAGUUCCGCGGGAACUACUGAAGGCACAUCCUGAGGUGAUCUGA
Molecule: messenger RNA, 393 nt
Organism: Symbiodinium natans
Lineage: Eukaryota; Dinophyceae; Suessiales; Symbiodiniaceae
Source: the annotation of a GenBank genome assembly